CCACUGAGUGGUCCUUUUCUUCCUGCUGCCCCAGUAAAAACAACCAUGCCGACUGGUGCACAGCCACAAGUCCAAGCCCAUCCCCAAGGUCAAAAGAGACGCUUCACUGAGGAGCUACCAGAUGAGAGAGAGUCAGGACUGCUGGGAUAUCAGCAUGGACCCAUUCAUAUGACUAAUUUAGGUACAGGCUUCUCCAGUCAGAGUGAAAUCGAUGGAGCCGGAUCGAAGCCAGCAAGUUCCUCAGGAAAGGAGAGAGAGAGGGACAGGCAGUUGAUGCCUCCGCCAGCUUUUCCUGUGACUGGGAUGAAAUCGGAAUCUGAAGAAAGAAAUGGUGCGGGGUCUUUGCCAGGCAACCAUGAUCAUCAAGCUAAGAAGAUGAAAACUGCCGAAAAGGGAUUUGGAUUAGUGGCAUAUGCUGGAGAUUCAUCAGAUGAAGAGGAGGAACACGGUGGCCAUAAAAACGCAAGUACUUUUUCACAGGGAUGGAGUUUGGGAUACCAGUACCCUUCCUCACAACAGCGAGCUAAACAACAGAUGCCAUUUUGGAUGGCACCAUAAAAGCUGCAGAA
Molecule: messenger RNA, 569 nt
Organism: Leptosomus discolor (cuckoo roller)
Lineage: Eukaryota; Metazoa; Chordata; Aves; Leptosomiformes; Leptosomidae
Source: RefSeq, a predicted model, not a curated record